This is a messenger RNA of Scatophagus argus, 4675 nucleotides long. RefSeq names its product muscle RAS oncogene homolog a (gene mrasa). Lineage: Eukaryota; Metazoa; Chordata; Actinopteri; Scatophagidae. Gene Ontology annotation, biological process: signal transduction. The transcript is spliced from 5 exons. Gene Ontology annotation, cellular component: plasma membrane. Bases 406 to 1206 code for a protein of 266 amino acids. The record is from RefSeq and is a predicted model, not a curated record. Gene Ontology annotation, molecular function: GDP binding; GTP binding; GTPase activity.
UGUACUUUAAUUUCUGGCCAUCUUGCAUAAAAGUUCAAGUCAAUACUUUCGUCCCCAUAAGAGUCCCUGUGAUUGCUGCUAGACAUUGGUUUCAAGACCACUGAAGGUAUGAAAGGGACUGGAACAAUAUCAGCUGCACCUGUUUUUUUUUUAUUUUCAUUUAAAGUUCUUCUUCCACAUGUUUUUACACUUUAACAUACUUCUGCCACGUAAAGCCGUGUACAACUGUCAUUCCAAUUGUCGUCUUUCUGUGGUGGACAGAACCUAAAUUAUUGUUACCAGCUGUGAAAGUUUGUUUUGUAGGUGGGCUUAAAGGUUACUGAUCUCUCUAAUUUGGCCUCUUUCUCCAUUUUUUUUUUUUGCGUACUAUUUUUUCCAUCUUCCUGCUUGUGGUCUGUGGUCUCCAUGGUGAUGAAAAAGCAGCUCUCCCUUGUUCUCCCUGUCUGUCCCCUCCUCCCUCUAUUGUCAGUCGCUUUUUUCUUUCUUUCUCUUUCUCUCGGUCCUCCGUCUCAGCCAGGUGUGUCUCGUCAGCCACCUAAUAGCCUACUUUCCACCUUUACCACCACUGCUGAGGUAACGAUGGCGACUAGCGCUGUGCCAAGUGACAACCUGCCAACGUACAAGCUGGUGGUGGUGGGGGAUGGUGGUGUUGGGAAGAGUGCCCUCACCAUCCAGUUUUUCCAGAAGAUCUUUGUGCCCGACUACGAUCCCACGAUAGAGGACUCGUAUCUUAAACACACAGAGAUAGAUGGACAAUGGGCGAUACUGGAUGUGCUGGACACAGCCGGCCAGGAGGAGUUCAGUGCAAUGAGGGAGCAGUAUAUGAGGACAGGAGAUGGCUUCCUCAUUGUUUACUCUGUGACAGACAAGGCCAGCUUUGAACAUGUUGACCGAUUCCAUCAACUAAUACUGCGGGUUAAAGACAGGGAGGCCUUCCCCAUGGUGUUGGUGGCAAACAAAGUGGAUUUGGUCCAUCUGAGAAAGGUCACCACUGACCAGGGCCAAGAGAUGGCUGCAAAACAUAAUAUAACUUAUAUCGAAACCAGUGCCAAGGAUCCUCCAAUGAAUGUGGACAAAGCCUUUCAUGAGCUGGUUCGUGUUAUAAGACAACAGGUUCCAGAGCGAAACCAGAAGAAGAAAAAGAAGAUGAAAUGGAGAGCAGAACGUUCCGCAAGUUCCCACAGGUUCCACUGUGCCAUAUUGUGACCUCCCUUGUCCUGUUGUUCAUUUGUAAUGUACACACACCCACAUGCACACCCUCACACCUUGGGAUGUCCCCAAAGGAACUCCCAGCAGUGGUUACCCACUGGAGCACAAACGUAAGGAGGGGGCGAUGGGCGUCGAAGUGAUUCUGAAAUGUUGGACUGACGUCCCCUCUUCCCUUCACAAUGCCUUGGAAUGAGUGCUAAACCAUCUCUCCUGACAAUUCAUGGUCCCUUUCAAAGGUCUUUACAUUCUUCCUGCCUGUAUUCAACACAGAACCACAGUAUGACUGAAGUGUUUCUCACUCUUGUGUAAUUUUUGAACUUAAUCUCAAAUGUGGCACAAGAUGAGAAUCUUAUCUUAAGAAUCACCCUGAUUGUUUGAACGUUUGUCUUCUGAAGAAAGGGAAGGAAAAGCGAUUGUUCUCCAACUCUAACCGCCUGAUGGUCAUCACCUUUCUAUCCUUGCACUCCCACAAUGUGUGAAAGCACCUGUGUGAUCAUUAGAUAUGCUGUCUUUGUCUCUUUUUUUUGUAGAAUGGACAUCAGAAUAGCACAACGGAUGAAUAUGAGAGUGGUGGCAGUGACUUUGGUAUUAAAAUAGAUGUCGUGAGGUGUUGUCAAUGAGUGACCUGUGAAUUAUCGGAGUGUAGCGUGCACCUUGUGGUCAUGUGAUGCUCCGGUUUAGAAACGUCAGUUCAGAGUGGAUGGAAGGAUGUGUCGCAGCGAGCGAAAGAAAUGUGACGUGGUGCCGAGAAAAUGUGUCAUAUCGACUGGCGGGUGAACAUUGUGGUCAUAUCAGCGUGUUGAAUUAGUGUCUCAAUAUUGUAAUUGUGAAGGACGGUGAGGUCGGUCGGUGUAUGUGGUUACACUUUAAUGUAAACAUAACAGGGUUUAUACCAACUUCUGCAGCCAUUUUUACAGAUGCUCUCACAAAUGGAUUGUUUUUUCCAUCAUGGAAACAGUAUAUCAAAGCCACUUUACAUAACUUGGAUAAUGAAGAUAAUUACGGUUAAUUUAGCUUGCCUCUUCAGUCCUGGCAUGAUGAGGGCAGUUUUCAUCAGUGCUGUAUGAACAAUAGCACUGCUAUUUUUUUAUGCGUCUUGUAGUCUUAACAGAUCCAAGUUGCUUUACUUUUUUUUGUAUCCAAAAAUACAGAAAACUACAGUUAUAUUUGUGAUAUAAUUAAAAAUGAUUAUAGGUGGCAUCAUAAACCAAUCGAAUGCUGUUUUACGAAAGGUCUGUAGGAAAUCCUUAAUGAAACAGAGUAGAUGAGGGAUAGCAAGAGCUUCACGUUUCAGGUGUGAAACAGGCUGGAGAAACUGAUUUGCACUGGCCACUAACCAAAAUAAUAUGAUGUCACUUUAAUCUUGGGGCUUUUCAGACUGUGCCGCUGUAUUCAGGACAAUGUUACAAGAAGAAUCAUUUGAGGAUACAUACUGCAGCCCUGGGAAUAUACCAGAGUUAGAAAGAGCCUGUCUGAACCAGGCAGCGUGAUGCUCCUGGGGCUUAAAGCCAUGUUAACCUAGCUACAGGCUAAGUUUAGUUGUAGGAAAACCACACACUCCAAGCAUCAAGACAUUCAGUAUAGUCGUUUUUGUAGCUCUGAGGUGGAUGGGAAUGUACAAUUUAAUAACCUAUGAAAUGGCUUGUACUGUUAACGCACUAAAGUUUCAGUGGACAACUUUUUUUUUUUCUUUUUUGUUUUUUUGUCUGGAUGAAUACAGUCUCUUGAAGGAGUACAUUUUUUGCACUUUUAAUACAAUUUCUGACUUUCCUAUUGGCAUGUUGCUUUCUGUUCAAAUAUGAAAGUGAAAUGAAAGGCACAGUCAAAACCAAUUUGAAUGUAAAAAUUGAAAAACAAAACCAGUAAAUAGGCUGAUUUGUGUUGUAGCCCUGCGUGCCUGCGUAUGCCUGAUGCCUUGGUGAUGAUUGUGGAAGGUGGAAUGUAAUCAUUCGGAAGGUAUUGAAAGAAAAGUUCUGUGUUACUCAGUUUUGAAUUAAGAAGGUCAAGAAUGAAAAAAAUGUUUUUCUUUUUUUUAUUUUUGGAUGGCAUACAAAUUCACCUCAGCAUGAACGUGGAAAAUCAACCUCAGCAACAGAAGAAAUACAGUAUUGAUUUACAUCUACUGUUAAAGGGACUUCACAGAAGGACAGAAAACAUUGAAGUACUGAUCAUUGAUCAAUGAAGCAACAGACUCUGAAUUGUGGGGGAGGAAAAUAAACAUUAAUGAAUGUGUUUGAUGAAAAUGUUGCAUCAUGUAUGUUUGAUACCAUUUUGUAUUAUUGAUAUGAAUUAUUGAUAUGAUUCUUGCAAAGUGUUUUUUAAACGACUGAAUAAUUUAUUACUGUCUGUGUUACCUCAGCGUGUCCCAGACCUGGACAAAAAGCUUAACUACACUUCCUUUUUUUUUCUUUGGGACUGUCAGUGAGUCAUAAGCCUUUUUUUCCCUCCCUUUGAGCCCCUAUUUAAAGAGACUUGUAAUGUGUUGUGGACCAAGAUGAAGAAACAGAGUCUCCUCCAGAAAAAGAACCUCUGCUUUGCUGGAGCUCAUGUGGACUGCACACAACAGUCAAAAGAAGAAAAGUUUCGAUGUGUGUGUUAGUUCCAUGCAAACAUUUCUUCCAGGAAGAGAUUGACAUUUUGAGAAAUUAAGUUAAUCAUAGUUUUGUUGUUGUUGAGAGCUAGACGAGAACACUGAUACAACUCUCACAAGCUAAAUAACACUCUAAUUUGAAUUUAGCUUAGCCUUGCACAGCGUGGAGACAGAGGGAAGCAGCUAGCCUAGCUCUGUCUGACAGUAAAAAAAUGAAAAAAAGCCAACCAGCGCCGCUAAUUGAGCGUGUUUAGUAUAUUUACUGUGUACAAAUUGCGGUUUUAUGUUCCAGAUUACUUGAAAUGGACCAAGCCGACUGUUUCCCCCUGUUCCAGUCUUUGUGCCAAGCUAAGCUUUGUAUUUACCAUGCAGAUAGGAGAACAGUCUUAAUGUUCUCCCCUAACCCCCCCCCCCCAAAAAAAAAUAAAAUAAAAUAAACAAAAGUAAAAAAGCACAUAUCCAAAAACAAGAUGUUGCUUAAUUCUUUUCACUGAGCUCAUGUACCAGCCAGGUGCAGGUGACUAUGUGACUAUUUAACUUUUUGGUUGGAGGUCCAAAAUACAGUUUGAAUUCAGAAAGUUACUUUUCUGUGACUGAAUCACUGAUUGCUGGUGCACAAAGAAACAUACUGAUUUAUCGCUCCGGCUUCACAUUUCAGGCAGACCAAAUACAAAUGCUGAAAGUGAACAUAAUGCAUCACUUAUUUGACCUUGGGUUAUAUGUGAGCUUUUGUUUUCAUUAAUUUGAGAGGUAGCGUUAUUUUAUUUUUUAAGUUACGCAACUGAUUUGAGUUGUGUAUGUCCUGAAACUUUGUCAACAUAUAAAGGGCCUUGUAGACUUAAAGUUUGGAUUAAAGAAAAAAAAUUGGAGUUGUCA